This is a messenger RNA of Bombyx mandarina (wild silkworm), 2254 nucleotides long. It is a transcript of the gene slpr, whose product is annotated as mitogen-activated protein kinase kinase kinase slipper. The record is from RefSeq and is a predicted model, not a curated record. NCBI's taxonomy places the organism in Eukaryota, Metazoa, Arthropoda, Insecta, Lepidoptera, Bombycidae. Gene Ontology annotation, molecular function: protein binding; JUN kinase kinase kinase activity; ATP binding. Gene Ontology annotation, biological process: protein phosphorylation.
GCUACGGUAUGGUUGUCAUUUCGUCCAUCUAUUUAAUAACGUGAUAGAUGAAUGGAAAAUAAUUAACUUUAUCGGAGCGAAGAUAUUCGCUUUUUAAUCUCGAACGUCACGCCGCGUGUGCUUUAUCAAACGAGUGUUAUAAAAAGAUUCACAUUACACUACAAACCGCCAUGAUCGAUGGAAGAAACAAAGAUGGCGGAAUAAUACGGUGAUCCUAACCAAAUUGUUUUGCGGUGUGUAGCGUUAUGUGCUGUGGUGAGUGGAGGCUGCAGCUGUGUCGAGGCGCUUGAGAGAGGAAGAGAGGAGCGAUGGGGGCGCGGCCGGGGUGAUGCCGCCGGCCGGCCGCGGGGCCAUGGCGGCCGAAGAAGAACGCCCGCCGCUCGCUCUCUUCACUGCUGUAUUCGACUACGUUGCCCAAGGCGAAGACGAGCUCUCCCUUCGGCGCGGAGAGAUAGUUGAAGUUCUUUCCAAAGACGCAAACAUUUCGGGGGACGAAGGAUGGUGGACGGGGAAAAUCGGGGACCGCGUUGGUAUAUUCCCGGCCGAGUACGUCACGGAAGAGGACCCUUUAGCUGUGGAACCACCCCGGGUGUCCUUUUCCGAGCUCAAACUCGAAGAAGUGAUCGGCGUCGGUGGCUUCGGGAAAGUAUACCGCGGCUAUUGGAACGACGAAGUAGUCGCGGUGAAGGCGGCUCGACAAGACGCGAACGAAGAUAUCGAGGUGAUCAAGGAGAGCGUACUACAGGAGGCACGAUUAUUUUGGGUGUUACAACACGAAAAUAUAGUGUCUUUGAAGGGUGUGUGUUUAGAAGAGCCGAAUCUGUGUUUGGUAAUGGAGUAUGCCCGUGGAGGGCCUCUCAACAGAGUGUUGUCAGGACGUAAAAUUCGACCAGACAUCCUGGUGGAUUGGGCGAUACAGGUAGCCAAGGGAAUGGCAUACCUUCAUGUUGGGGCACCUCUAUCGCUCAUACAUCGCGACCUCAAGAGCUCUAAUGUGCUCCUGAGUGAAGCAAUCCUGCCUGAUGACGCAUUAGAAGACAAAACUUUGAAGAUCACGGACUUUGGACUCGCGAGAGAAGUUUACAAGACCACAAGGAUGUCAGCCGCAGGGACCUACGCCUGGAUGCCUCCAGAGGUUAUAAAGAAUUCGACGUUUUCACACGCUUCGGACGUUUGGUCAUACGGGGUGCUUCUCUGGGAGCUGCUCACGGGCGAGACCCCUUACAAAGGCAUCGAUGCACUAGCGGUGGCCUAUGGGGUCGCAGUCAACAAACUAACGUUGCCUAUACCGAGCACCUGUCCAGAGCCCUGGAGGAAGCUGAUGGAAGCGUGCUGGCAUUCCAAUCCGCGAGAGCGGCCGCUCUUCCCCGAAAUACUGGACCAGCUGGAGUUGAUCAGGCAAUCAGAAUUUACGAGAGCCCCCCACGAAUCCUUCCACACGCUACAGGACGGCUGGAGACUAGAAAUUGAAGAAGUGCUCCGCGAUCUUAGGAGAAAGGAGAAGGAAUACAAAACCAUAGAGGAGGAGUUGAGAUGUCGCGAGGAAGAACUAACCCGGGCCCAGCUCCAACAGCGACUGUUGGAGCAGAAUUUGGCGCAGAAGGAACGGGAGCUGGAGAUGAGGGAGAUAGACUUGGCCGCGCGGGAGCUCCACAUCCUGAUAUUCGCGAGCAACAUGCCGCACAACCAGCCGCCGCAGCCUAACAAACGGAAAGGCAAAUUCAGUAAAAUCAGGCUCCUAAAGAAGGACACGAUAUCGUCUCCGCUGGACUUCCGGCACACGCUGACCGUGCGGCCCAGCGACGACGAGUCCAGCCACAAGCAGCUGCUGGCCGUCGCGCACGACACGCCGCCCGGCUCGCCCGCCAUCGUGCGGGCCAUAGCGCUCCCAGCGGACGGCGUGAAGGGCAAGACGUGGGGUCCGUCGACGGUGCACCAGCGGUCCCGCUCCCGCACGCAGCUCCCCCUCCCAGCGGACGGCGUGAAGGGCAAGACGUGGGGUCCGUCGACGGUGCACCAGCGGUCCCGCUCCCGCACGCAGCUCCCCCUCCCCCCUGCCCCUCCCCCUGCCGCCCCGCCCCGCGUGCCCCGCGCCCGCUUCAGUCUGUCGGCGCCCGACCUGCCGCCCGCCUCGCGACCAGGUAACCUGCUGCUGGCCGUGGUGCAGCGCCACCACCACCACUACGACGCGGUGUUCGACCAGCCCUGCCUCGCCCUGGCCUCCGACACGACGCGACUCCUGCGCGACCAAUAG